AUGGACCCCCACCACUCUUGCUCCACUGGUGGCUCCUGCACCUGUGGCAGCUCCUAUAAAUGCAAAGACUGCAAAUACACCUCCUGCAAGAGGAGCUGCUGCUCCUGCUGCCCCAGGGGCUGUGCCCAGUGUGCCCAGCACUGCGUCUGCAAAGGAGCAUCGGACAAGUGCAGUUGCUGUGCAUGA
Messenger RNA from Myotis myotis, 186 nucleotides. RefSeq names its product metallothionein-1L-like. NCBI's taxonomy places the organism in Eukaryota, Metazoa, Chordata, Mammalia, Chiroptera, Vespertilionidae. The record is from RefSeq and is a predicted model, not a curated record. Bases 1 to 186 code for a protein of 61 amino acids. Gene Ontology annotation, molecular function: metal ion binding. The transcript has a single exon.